AUGGUUGCCACAGCUAACGGCCAGACGUACGGCCGACACAUUCCCCUAUUGAAGGUUCGGGAGCUGCUCAAGGAAAGAGCCGCGCUCGAACGGGACUACGCCGUCAAACUCCAAACUCUGGUCAAGAGGGCGGCAGACAAGAAGGCGAAGAAGAUGGCAACCCUCGUCGUCGGAUCUGAACCCACCAAGUCGUGGGAGGAGAGUAUUCUGAAGACAAGUACACUCGACGCUGCUUACUCGCAAGUGCUCUCCUCCAUGAGCGAUACCGCCCAGGACCACGUAAAUCUCGCCGACGCCUUGAGCGGUCAAGUCAUAGAACCUCUCAGGUUGACGAGACAGAGGCACGACGAUAAUCGGAAGAGGCAACUACAAUACUACCAGAAGCUGUUGUCCGAUAAGGAGCGUACCUAUGCAGACCGUGUCAAGUAUGACGAGGAGUGUACAGAAGUACACGCGUAUCGACAGAAGCAGGAGCGUGCGUCAGACGAUCGGCACGCAGAGCGAGCUGCGAGGCAAUACGAGCAGCAGCAAAUUGACAUGCUCAACAGCAAGAACGCGUAUCUCAUCUCGAUAGCUGUAUCCAACAAGGCCAAGGCCAAGUUUUACGACGAAGACAUCCCUGCUCUAGAGGACGACUUGCAGGCGCGUCUGAUCGAUAGCUUUGCGAGCAGCCUCAAGAAUGCGCAAGUUCUUCAACUCGAGCACCUUGACAUUGUGCGAUCCCACAUCACACGGGCGGAGCAGGUGCUCUCAUCGGUGAACCCUGCAGUCGACCAAGACAUAUUCAUCGAUCAUAAUAUCGUCCCCUUUUCCACCCCCGAAGACUUUGUCUUCGAACCCUGUGCCACUUACUACGAUACUGGCGAUAUGAGUGUGGAUCCCGCACCGAAGGUGUAUCUUCAGAACAGGCUGAACAAGUGUCGAACAAAGCUACAGGAUCUCGACCCUGUUCUCACCAACAAACGCCAGGAUACGGAAAAACUGGGCAACCUGGUGACAGCAUACACGGAGGAUGCCACAUUAGGCAACGCCGACGAGCUGCUUGAUCAAUACCUGGAAGCCCACCAUGCGCUAACGUUUUUCUCCACGUCCGAUGCGAUCCUCCGCACGGAGGUGGACACAGUCUCUGGUGCACUCUGCGGCGACGAAGGGGGACAAAGCCCGCACUCAUUCAAGAGUGCCUCGUUCUCUAUCCCGGCCUCGUGUUCCUACUGCAAGUCGUCAAUCUGGGGUCUCAGCAAGCAAGGGAAAACAUGCAAGGCGUGCGGAAUCUCUGUCCAUGCGAAGUGCGAACUGAAGCUCCCCGCUGACUGCUCGGGCUCGCGGCAUGGGCACCGUUCAUCGGAUUCAGUUUCAUCGCUCUCGAGAACACCGUCAACAGUGUCCCCAUCCGAGUCCCGCAGUGCGUCGGACUUGGGGUUUAUACUUUCGACGCCUACUCCCUCUUCCUUCGCACCUCCUUCGCACGGCCACGAGCCCGACGAGGAAAGCGGUCCUAGGGCAAGGGUCGUAUUCGAUUUUACGCCCACUUCGCCGUUCGAGCUUACAGUCACCGCGGAGAGCAUCGUGCGCGUGCUGGAAGAAGACGAUGGCUCAGGAUGGGUCAAAGUGGCGGACGACUCCGGAGGGAAGGGGCUCGUCCCUGCGUCGUACGUGGAACUGCUCGAACCCGGCGCGGCGUCCUCUGCCGAUCGGGGCGCGACCCCGAGGAGCGGUACCCCAGUCCCACAGGCCAGUUCUGGAGAGUAUGUGCGCGGCAUCUACGCGUACAAGUCGCAAGGCCCGGACGAGCUCUCCGUCGACGAAGGCCAGCUCAUCCAACUCACGGACGGUCCAGCUGGUGGGCGCCACUAUGCAGAGGGCUGGUGGGAAGGCAUCGGUGCGGACGGACGCAAGGGCAUCUUCCCGAGCAACUACGUAGAGGACGCAUGA
Epithele typhae is the source of this 1932-nucleotide messenger RNA. RefSeq lists its product as uncharacterized. Gene Ontology annotation, molecular function: protein binding. The record is from RefSeq and is a predicted model, not a curated record. Lineage: Eukaryota; Fungi; Basidiomycota; Agaricomycetes; Polyporales; Epitheliaceae. The coding region runs from base 1 to 1932 and encodes 643 amino acids. The transcript is spliced from 18 exons. Gene Ontology annotation, biological process: regulation of actin filament polymerization.